Messenger RNA from Branchiostoma floridae (Florida lancelet), 1522 nucleotides. Its product is annotated as ribonucleoside-diphosphate reductase subunit M2 B-like. The record is from RefSeq and is a predicted model, not a curated record. Gene Ontology annotation, biological process: deoxyribonucleotide biosynthetic process. Lineage: Eukaryota; Metazoa; Chordata; Leptocardii; Amphioxiformes; Branchiostomatidae. Gene Ontology annotation, molecular function: ribonucleoside-diphosphate reductase activity, thioredoxin disulfide as acceptor. Gene Ontology annotation, cellular component: cytosol.
GUCUGCUGUAAGGGUAUAAGUAAAGAUGGCGGCCGGUAGGUUUAUUGUUAGAUAAGGCCGAAAAAAAAACACCUUUACCAGCCAUUUAACGCGUGGAUCGUUCCCAAAUCUGAGAGCAUGAGCAGCAGGAGUCCUGAAGGGGCGGCAACAGACGGCACACAGGCGGAAAAGGCUGCAGAGUUCUCCCGUGGUGAAGGAUUCCACCUUCUGGGGGAAAAGGACCGGAGCGGCAGCGACUCGGGAAUUUCUGACAGCUCCUCUGUUGGAAACUGUGACUGUGUUUGUGGUUUUCCCCAUCCGUUAUCACGACAUGUGGGACUUCUACAAAAAGGCGCAAGCCUCGUUCUGGUGUGCAGAAGAGGUGGAUCUUGGGAAGGACGUGACGGACUGGUGUAACCUGAAACCAUCGGAGCGGCAGUUCCUGUCCCACGUGCUGGCGUUCUUCGCUGCCAGCGACGGGAUCGUCAACGAGAACCUGGUAGAGCGCUUCUGCCAGGAGGUGCAGGUCCCGGAGGCGCGGUGUUUCUAUGGUUUCCAGGUUGCCAUGGAGAACGUGCACUCGGAGAUGUACAGCCUGCUGAUCGACACGUACAUCCGUGACCCGGCGGAGCGAGAGCGGCUGUUCCGUGCGGUGGAGACGAUGCCGUGUGUGCGCAGGAAGGCUGCCUGGGCGCUGCAGUGGAUCUCCAGUAAGGACGCCAGCUUCGGCGAGCGGCUGGUCGCCUUCGCAGCCGUGGAGGGCGUGUUCUUCUCAGGCUCGUUCGCUGCCAUCUUCUGGCUGAAGAAACGCGGCCUGAUGCCCGGCCUGACCUUCUCUAACGAACUAAUUAGUCGUGACGAGGGCUUGCACUGCGAGUUUGCCUGCCUGUUGUUUAAGCACUUGCGGCACCCGCCCAGCCCGGACAGAGUGGCACAGAUCAUCCGCCAGGCGGUGAGCAUCGAGCAGGAGUUCCUGACGGAGGCCAUGCCUGUGGCCAUGAUCGGGAUGAACGGCAGCCUCAUGAAGACUUACAUCGAGUUCGUGGCCGACCGGCUGCUACUCGAGCUCGGCUGUCCAAAGCUCUACUCCGCGGAAAACCCGUUUGACUUCAUGGAGAAUAUCUCCCUGCAGGGGAAAGCAAACUUCUUUGAGAAGAGGGUGGCGGAGUACCAGAGAGCCAGCGUUUUAACGCCGCAGGACAUGAGGCAUGGCUUCACGUUAGACGCAGACUUCUAGUGUAAUGUACAGGACAUGAGGCACGGCUUCAAGUUAGACACAGAGUUCUAGUGUAAUGUACGGUGAACAAGUCCAAGUAGUAUUUAUUAUAAGUUACAUAGUCAUAGUGGCUUAAGGGCCAUGAAAUCAUCGAUGUGUAUCAUUGUAAAAAGACCUGGUUACCAUGGCAACUGUUGCAGUGAUGUAGAACUUUGUGACAAUGCAACCACAAAAGAACGACUGUAGAUAUCCCUGUGCUCUUGGUGAUGUAGCUAUUUAUAACACUGUCUACAGCAAUAAAGAAUAAAUAUGAGUAUAGUCAACAUG